GCAACCGAGAGUCAACAGCUGAGUCAACUGUGUUGCUCUUCUUGCUGAAUGCGACACAUAUCCGCUAUCUUAUCCGCCGAAAUCAUUGACGCUCGUUGCUCAAAUUAAAGAGCAAUAACAAGAACACGUCGGGUCUAUUGUUUCAGACAGUUGGCGUCUGGCAUUGGGUGCAUCAGCAUAAGACGACCUUGCAGCAGAACAAAACCAAAUCAAGACACCCUGUACUAGCAGCCCACAGUGGCUUAGCCGAGAGCGAAAGUAUCUGCUUGGUAAAGUACGAGUGAGAGAACGAGUGAGCGAGAGUGCAAGAGAGCGCGCGUGUAACGGCAAGUGUUGCUCUCCCAGCUGAUAUCUAAUCAAAACAAAUAGUGCCUCAACGCGUUCUGCGGUUUGAAUCAUUUACCUUAGUUUCAAUUCAACUUCGAAAAGUGUUUGUGGUAGCUGUUUAUUUCGCAGCGCAAUCGAAUUCGACUGAACACAUACAUAAAUAAAAAGAAAACAGUGUAAUUAAAACCGAAAAGUGUUUUCAAUUGUAAUUUUAUCCAUAAAAACCAACAAGAAACAAAAUAGUUGAUCAAAUUUCAAUAAAUACAGCUACAGCAUGAAGUACAAAUUUUUGCUACUGCUUGUCAGUGCUGAGGCUCUGCUGCUGGGUGUCGUACUGGCCCAGCAGGAGAGUAUACCCUAUCAGCCCGUGGCGAACAUAUGCGAGACUUGCACCUGCCUGUCCGCCCAGGACACGAAUCAUCGCUUGCACCAGACUCUGAACUGUGCCAUGAAGAACUUCGAGCACAUUUUGGCACGCUGGCCGCCGGAGUUUGGCAGCCAGCAUGCGGACAUGGAGAUUGUUGCCUCGUUUUCUGGCAACAGCAUACGGCUGCUGCAACAGCUACCUGCCACAAAUGGCACGCUGACGUUUUCGUGCCGCCACUGCGGCAUACAGCAGCUGGAGGUGCCGCUCUUUAUGGAUGUGCCCAAUGUGGAGGGUCUCUAUCUCAGCUGGAAUGAGAUCAAAGACGAUGCUCUGAAGCCGGAUCUGUUUCGUGGUCCCUUCAAGGCUACCAAAUACGAGCCAAUUGGACUGAAGGACUUGGAUCUCAGCCACAAUAGCAUCUCACGGCUGGAUCGCAAGCUCUUCGAGCACACGCCGCAGUUGAGAAAAUUGGUUCUGUCCCACAAUCGUCUCAGUGUGCUGGAUGCGGCAACAGCUGCUUCGUUGGCUUCCAUUGCCAAUCUGCAACGCUUGGAUCUGUCGCACAAUGGUUUGCUAGCGCUGCCCGGCGAGCUCUUUGCCAAGCUGAGUAAUCUCUAUCAGCUGGACAUUUCGGGCAAUGAGUUCGCUGUGGUGCCACCCAGCAUACAGCAGCUGGGCAAGAGUCUGCAGCAGCUAAGUCUAGCGGGCAAUCCCUUGGCCAAGAUCGAGGCCCAGAGCUUUCGUCAGCUGGACGCACUGCGUCGCCUGAACAUCAGUGAGAUGUUAAUGCUGCGCAGCAUUGAGCAAGGCGCUCUGCAGCUACCUGGCUUGGAGCAACUGGACUGUGCACGCAAUCCCAAGCUGGACCGACUGGAGUUCAUGGAUUUGCUGACCAGCCGAAAUCUAACGCAACUGGACAUCUCGCAGAAUGCGCUCACGACACUCACACUGACUGCAGCCAAUGCGACCAGCUGGCCAAGGCUGCGUAGCCUGGCCAUCGCCGGCAAUCCCUGGUACUGCAGCUGUGAGCUGCUCCAGGCACUCGAACAGGCCGGCGCACCUCAAGUACUGCAGUCACCCAGUCUGGCGGUCGCUCGCUGUGAUACGCCCUACUUGCUGGCCGGGCUGCCGCUGACCAAUCUAACUGCUGAGCAAAUCUGCAACAUGGUCAUACCCAAAAAGUAUCGUGCUGUCGAGGAUGAUCCGCCCAGAUUUCUGCGCCGCCGCUAUAUCAUCCUCACGGUGAUCAUUGCCAGCGUCGUUGUCGUCGCCGGCCUCAUCAUUGGCUUCAUUGUGGUCUGCGUGCGUCGCCGGCUCAAGGGCAACGACUAUGGCGUCCAGCCCAUACGCUACACAAGUGUGCGUGGCAGCAAUCUCUCUGCCUUCUCGCAGCUGCAGCCGGUUUCGGUGACCACCAAAUUCAAUAAUGCAGCCGCAGCUGCCGCCGCAGCUGGUGCUACAGGCGCACCCAAUGCCUGAGACCGGCUCGCCAAUCCCACCUGCUGCACGUGCCCUGAGCCAAAGAUGUUCACGAAAGUGUUUCAGCCACAACACAAACAAGACUUUGCGUGCAUGCAUUUGC
Messenger RNA from Drosophila hydei, 2276 nucleotides. RefSeq names its product chondroadherin. The transcript has 2 exons. The coding region runs from base 602 to 2173 and encodes 523 amino acids. The record is from RefSeq and is a predicted model, not a curated record. Gene Ontology annotation, molecular function: protein binding. Lineage: Eukaryota; Metazoa; Arthropoda; Insecta; Diptera; Drosophilidae.